This is a messenger RNA of Nerophis lumbriciformis (worm pipefish), 741 nucleotides long. The record is from RefSeq and is a predicted model, not a curated record. NCBI's taxonomy places the organism in Eukaryota, Metazoa, Chordata, Actinopteri, Syngnathiformes, Syngnathidae.
AUGGAAGCAGACAGCCAAAAAACAACUUCGGCGUCGUCCGGCGAGACUAACGGCCCCGAGCCGAACACAUCCCCGCUCCGCCUGGUUGUCCUGGGCUGGCGCUGGCCCGGCAAGAGCUUGACAGCCAACACAAUCCUUGGCCGCGAAGAAUUCCGCCUGGAGCGCGCCGCCGAGUUCUGCGUGACGCGCCACACGGAGGUGCGAGGGCGGCGGGUAACGGUGGUGGACACUCCCGGCUGGUACUCGUCACAGGACACGCCCCUCUCCUACAAGAAGGAGAUCACCCGCGGCGCCGCUUUGUGCCCGCCGGGCCCGCACGCCUUCCUGCUGGUUAUCCCCGUCGGCAUGUUCACCGAAGUGGACCGCGCUCGCAUCGAGGAGCACGUGGGCCUCUUCGGCGAGCGGGUUUGGAACCACGUCUUGGUGGUGUUCACCUGGGCGGAAGUUCUGCGGAAAAUCUCGCUGGAGCGGUACAUCCGCCGCGAGGGCACCGAGCUGCAGCGCGUGCUGGAUAAGUGCCGGCGCCGCUACAUGCUCAUUAACAACUGCGUCUUCCAGGAGGACGCGCAGGUGGGACGCUUGAUGGAGCGCGUGGAUCAGAUGGUGGAGGAGGAAGGGGGUUACUAUGCGGUGGAGGAACUGGACGAGAACCGGAACCCGACCGGGGACGCCCCGCAGGAGCCGAAAGUUGACGGCGUGGGGAUGUUAGUGAAAGAUGCCGCCGCGGUUUCUGCCGAGUGA